AUGUUAAUAUUGUUUGUAUUUUUUUUAAUAAUUUAUUUAUUAAAUAUAAAUUGUUUAUUUAAUGAAAAUAAUGAAAAUAUCUUAUUAGAUGAUAUUGGAAAUAAAAUAAUGAAUUAUGUUAAUGAAAAUAAAAUUCCAUUAAUAUUAAAAAAAAAAUUAAUUGAUAAUGAAGGAGGUUCAAUGAGUUCAACAUAUGAUGGAUAUUUAAAUCUAGAUAAUAAAACAAAUCAAUCAAUUAUUGUUAAAUAUUCUUCAUUUAAAACAAUAUGGAAUUAUGUUCAAUCAAUUGAAAUUGAUCGUUUAUAUGAAAAUGGUUGUUAUUCACAAAUUGAUUCAAAUCAAAAUGAAUAUCUUGUUUAUAAACAAGAUCAAAAUCGAAUUAUUUAUCAAAAUUGGAUUCCAAGUGAAGUUUAUGUUGCAUUUAAAGGAUAUAUUUGUCCUAAUUUAAUGCCAACAUCAACAAUUCUAAAUCGAAAAUAUUCAUAUAUAUCUUUUUUUAAAUCAAUUCAACAAAAUGAUGAUGAAAGAAAAUUUGUAAUUAUAUUUAAAAAACUCGAAAAUGGUAUAUCAUUAAAAAAAUAUCUUCAAUUAUAUUCAAAUCAAUUAACAAUUGAUAUUGUUAAAUAUUUAAUUUAUUCAAUAUUAAUUGGAAUAAUUAAAUUAAAACAAAUGUCAAUAAUACAUCUUGAUCUUAAUAGUGGAAAUAUAUUUAUUAUCAAUAAUGAUAAUCAACAUACAAUUAAAUUUAUUGAUUUUUCAAUUAUGAAAUUUAUUGAUCAAUCAAAACAAAUUCAAGUUAUGUAUUCAGAAAAUUUACAUCAAUCAUUUAGAAAUAUUUUUCUUAAUUGUCCUUCUUGUUUUCAUUCAAAUAAUUAUAUUCAAAAUAUUAUUUUUCCUCAUUUAUUUCAUCAAUCAUUUAAAAAUUAUUCCAUUGAACAACUUUUAAAUCAUCCAUGGUUUUAUACCAAUUAA
This is a messenger RNA of Rotaria sordida, 972 nucleotides long. NCBI's taxonomy places the organism in Eukaryota, Metazoa, Rotifera, Eurotatoria, Philodinida, Philodinidae. The record is from the annotation of a GenBank genome assembly.